Molecule: messenger RNA, 1442 nt
Organism: Gilbertella persicaria
Lineage: Eukaryota; Fungi; Mucoromycota; Mucoromycetes; Mucorales; Choanephoraceae
Exons: 5
Coding region: 48-1418 (456 amino acids)
Molecular function (GO): glutamine synthetase activity
Source: RefSeq, a predicted model, not a curated record
CUUUUCUUCCCUUCUUUUCCUUAUUAUUAUUACUACUAGAAAAUACAAUGACAGAAACACUUACACUUGACAAUGCAAAGGAUCUCUUGCAAAAUGAUACCAAGAUCAAAGUAGCCGCUGUUGAUAUUGAUGGUUUACUACGUGGCAAGAUCAUUCAUAAAGAUAAGUUUCUGCAGGUCAUUGAAGACGGGUUUGGUUUCUGCUCUGUUAUCUUUGGCUGGGAUAUUCAGGACAACACUUACACUACAUCUAUUGAAUUUGCUGGAAAAGAUUGUCAAUAUUUUGAUUUGAUUGCCAAGAUUGAUUUGGCUUCUUAUCGUCGUAUUCCGUGGGAAGAUAACAUCCCUUUCUUCCUUGUUCAUCUCUAUCAUCCUACCACCAAUAAGCCAUUGUACUGCUGUCCUAGAAGUUUGCUUACAGGUGUUGUUGAUGAUUUCAAACAAAUGGGUAUAGUUCCUUAUUGUGGUGUUGAGUUUGAGUUCUUUUGCUUUCAGGAGACCGCAAAGAGUCUAGCUGAUAAAGAAUACAGUCAACCUAAACCUUUGACUGUGGGCAUGUGUGGCUAUUCACUCUUGCGUCCUUUACAGAACCAAGCAUUCUAUUACAAUUCAUUUGACUGGCUCAAGCAAUUCAAGGUCGAUGUCGAAAGUUGGCAUACAGAAACAGGUCCUGGUGUCUUUGAAGCUGCCAUUCUUUACCAAGAGGCAAAAGAAGCGGGUGAUCGUGCUGCAUUGUUCAAGACAUCCAUGAAGCAGAUCGGUUUAAAACAUGGUGUCAUGACAUCGUUCAUGGCCAAACCUUAUGGUGAUCAGCCUGGUUGCUCAGGCCAUAUGCAUUUCAGUCUCAAGAACAGUAAGGGUGACAAUGUGUUUGCUGUGGGUGAACCAAGUGAUGUGCCUGGAUUGACUCAACAUGGUGUUUGGUUCUUGGCUGGUGUGUUGAGAGGACUGCCUAGUAUUUUGGCCAUUUUAGCACCUACUGUAAACAGUUAUAAACGACUUGUGGAAAACUAUUGGGCACCUGUAAGUGUUUCAUGGGGUAUGGAUUCUCGUCACAGUGCAGUACGUGUCAUUGCAUCUGGUAAUUCUACAAGAAUGGAAAUGCGUGUUUCAGGUGCAGACAUUAAUCCUCAUUUGGCUUUGGCUGCUAUCCUAAAAUGUGGCUAUUGGGGUAUCAAGACGAAACAAGAAUUACCAUCAGGACCAAGUAGUACAGCUGAAGAUGUUUCCAAACAAGAGCGUUUGGCACGUACUUUACAAGAAGCUGCUAAUGCAAUGGACCAAGAGGGAUCUGUUGCUCGUCAAGUGUUGGGUGAUGAAUUUGUUAAUCAUUACGUUAGUACAAGAAGACAUGAGUGGCAUUUGUGGCAAAAUGCAGUAACUGAUUGGGAAUUAAAGCGUUAUAUGGAGCUUGUUUAGUUUAUUUUUAAAUAAAAGAGAACA